CCUGUACCACUACCCACUUCCCCCCCAAAACAAAAAUUCGAAUUCCCACCCAUAAUACUGUUGUACAGUUCAUUUUCUGUGUUGUUUGAUGUACACAGAGCAUUUCCAAUCCAAAAAGCUUCACUCUCACUCACAUCUGCGCCAGAUUUUCAACGAUGUUGCUCCAGCAUCCGCACUACCUAUCCACCGUCCUACAAGGCCCAAACUCAUCACUGAGGAAGAGCCUACUACCCUCGACCAAGAGCAGAGGCUCAGCGCACAGAUAGUUGCGCAAGGCGAACCAGCAGCAGUAGCAGUAGCAGUAGCAGCCCGAACCAUCCAUCCAUCCAUCUCAGCUCCACUACUCCAAAACGACCACUCUGACGACUCCUCCCAAAUCACUCUAUCCCCCGCUGCCAUGUUCCUCUCCGCAUUCAGUCCACCCUCCACAGCUUCCGUACCUUCUUCACUCCCAGACGACGAAGGCGAAACCGUAGCAGGAUACACACUCAACGGAAUCAUCGGCUACGGCGGCUUCUCCAUCAUCAGACGAGCCUAUUCCUCCUCUGGAGGUGUUGUUGCUGUUAAAAUCGUGCGAAAUUCGGAUUUGAUGAAGCAAGGACAAGGGCAAGGGAAGAGUACGAAUACGAGUGCGGCGAGGAGAAGGAUAGACCAUGAGACGAGGGUAUGGUCUACUCUUUGUCAUGAACAUAUCCUUCCAUUGUUUACAUCCGUACACACCUCCUAUGCCGACUUUUUCGUCACACUUCUAUGUCCCUGUGGAUCGUUGUUUGAUAUCCUCAAACGAGAUGGAAGGCCGGCGCUCCCGCAGGACGAUGCAGGGAUGAUGUUUCGACAGGUCGUGAGAGGGUUAAGGUAUUUGCAUGAGGUGGCUGGGUAUGUUCAUCGUGAUAUGAAGUUGGAGAAUGUGUUGGUUGAUGAGAUGGGGACGUGUAAGAUUGGGGAUUUCGGGAUGGCGAGGAAGAUUGGGGAGGUGUUGGAGGAGGAUGUUGAAGAAGAGGAUGAAGAAGAAGGGGAGGGGGAGGUACCGGUGAUGGGAGGAGUACACCGUGCUGCGUCGGUUUCUCAACCCACUGCUCCUCCUAUUGUUACACCCCGGAGGACUGGGUUGGGUGGUAUGCCGUUACAUCAUUCAUUAAGGCUUCCUCGUCAGCGUACGGCUACUAGUACUGUUCAUACCCAUCCGCCCAUGUCGGUGAAACUCAUUCAACCAGGAUCCUUACCCUAUGCUGCCCCGGAGUUGUUGGGACCUUCGUCUGAUUCGGGUAUCCGACCACCGGAUCCUGCGCAGGAUAUGUGGGCACUUGGAGUGAUGUUGUAUGCGUUGCUUACGGGGAGGUUGCCGUUUGUGGAUUCGUUUGAACCGAGGUUGCAAAUGAAGAUUUUGCAUGCGGUUUACGAUAUCCCUCAUGGUAUCGGAUCAGGAACUGAACGUAUUCUUCAAGGAUGUCUUGAUCGAUCUAUUAUGACUCGAUGGUCGGUGGCUAUGGUGGAUGAGGUAGCUUGGGGAGUUGGAUGGGGGACUGAGAAUGUGGAUGUGGCGAGUGAUGAGGAGUUGCGGUGUCAGACUGCUACUGCCACUGCCACUACUGGUACUACACCAGCGACGUCCCAGUCGAGGUCGAGAUCGAGGGUGGGUGUGGGUGUGGGUGUAGCCGAUAUACAUGUUCCUGAAAGUCCACGCUCGUGGGAUCAUGCCAAUACGCGAAAGGGAGCAUCAGCUGAUGUAGCUUCGAGAAGGUCCAUGUCGAGAACGAGAAGAUCGUUAUCGAGAGCGCCGGUGUUGACGGAUGAGGUGUCGGUGGAGAGGAAUGUGGAGAGGGCUGGGAGGAGGGUGGGGAGGGGGUUGGUGGUUUCGGGUGUUUCUUCCGUUUCGACUUCGGCUUCUUCUUCGUCGUCGGCUUCGGAGGUCUCAUCACCUUCUUCAUAUGGCCAUGCUGGCGAUGGCGAUGGCGAUGCGUAUGGAUUUGUCGUCGAACGUGGAAGAAGUCUAAGGAAGUCUGUGGUCGUCACUACCAACCCAUCACGUUCGCCUAGUCCUGGGUUCGUUUUUUUGAAAACGCCGGUUGAUGACACGGGGUUUUCGUCGCCUCCGCCAUUACAGGAGGAUGUUGAUGAUGGUGAUGGUGAGGACCAGGAUCAGGAUCAGGAUCAAGACCCAGACCCAGACCUAGAGGCGCAUACGCAUACGCAGAUGACGAACGUUCGUGCGUCCGCUACACCAUCCUUACGUUCCUCAUCUAAAUCCCAAUCCAAAUCUGGAAUCCAAACACCUACAUCUAACAGUAACAACAACACCGUCGCUAGGGCGAGGGAAGGUGAUCUUGGAGCCUACCAUCCAGAUGACCCGCGUCAUCGGGUAUUCUCAAUCAGUGCUUCGCCGAGGUCAGAUCUUGGCGUUGGCGUUGGCGUUGGCGUUGGCUUGGAGGGUGACGGUGUGGGUGAGGGUGAGGGGUCGGUAGGAGAGGACUGGGGUAGUUCUGGAAGCGAUGGUGUACCAACUGCUGAAGACGGGGACGGGGACGGGGACGGGGGGGAAACGGAGCCGUCGCCAUCGACUUCAUUUGGUGAGAACGCUGUUGCUGCGUUUAUGAUGCAACUGCAACUGCAACGUCCAGGGACCCUGGGGACACUUGCGCAGUCGAGGAGUUGUGAGAGUGAUAAACGACCGAGGGCGUUUGAGGAGUGGGGGUGUCGUUCGAGGCAGCAUGGGUCGAAGACGAGAGCGGGGAGUGUGCCUCCUGCUUCUGGGGAUGUUGGUUCUUGGCGGUUCGCCACGUCGUCGUCGAGGUCUCAUUCCAGAGGGAGGAAUGGUACCACCUCCAACAACAACGACAACCACGACGACGAUAGUGGCGGCGGGGGCACGACUGGGCUUGUGACCUCGGCUGCUGUGAACAUUCCGGGACGAAGUAGGAGUGUCGACCCGUUAUCGUUCACGUCUGCGCACAAUUUAAAGCCUCGGUUUGGCGUCUAGAUAAGGAUGAGCGAUAAGGGAUAAGGGAUAAGGAUCGCUUUCGCGGUUGCGCCUCCGCCCCCUCUGUCCCCCCUUCCCCAUCAUAACCUCGUGUCAUCCCUAAUCUCUGUUUCGGACCCUCGAAAAUCAAGUAAACGCGUACGAUAUAUAUGCCCUUAUCCUUCUCCCCUCCCCUCUCCCCCGCCCUUUAUCGUAAUCCUCUUAUCCGCGUACGCGGAGGUAAGGAGGUUGGAUGGUGAGGCGUGGAUGGGUAUGCGGAAUGUUUUCUUUUCUUUUUUUUUGAAGAGUAGGAAUGCGACAAAAGAUAUAAUUUCGAGCUACUCAAAACGUAACCCCCCCCCUUCCUUUCCCUUCCCUUCCCUUCCCUGGGACUCUCCGCUCUGUCUAUCGCUAUCGCUAUCACGGUCAGAAAAGUAAAAAAGCUGGAGCUUAAACCCAAACUCAAACCCAAACCCAUUCUACUCGACGCCCUCGAAUUGUGAACAUUUCUAGUUCCGGUUUCGUCGUAUCCGUUACCGCUUAUCGCUAUCGCUAUCAUUUUACCGCACUAAAAACACCCAUUAAUAACCAAAACCCCCACCAUCGAACUCGAAUAUGUCCAUCGCCUCAUGGCUAUACCUACUCCUCGAAGCCUCCAACACCCUCCUCACGUUUUUCCGCACCCAUUCCCCACCACCUCUACUCCCCCCGGUAUUUUUCCCGUUGUAUAUUGUGUUUUUGUUGUUCCUGGGCACAUAUCUCUUUUUCCCUCCUCAUUCUCAUUCAGGGGGUUUAUUUGGUCGUGAGGAGUCGACUAGUGAAUAUUUGGUGUGUCUUUGUGUUUCGUUUGUGGGUUCUGUUGUUUCGAUGUAUUAGGUACCUUUUUUGGGUUGGAGGUCUGUAAAUACCCGUUUUUUCCGCUUCCGCUUCCGCUUCCCCUGCUCAAUCACUUACUUACUUAUGUCUCGUCUCUCUCUACUCUCUCAUCAUUUUUUGUAUACGUUUCUCUCCCUCUCCCCCUUCCCGCUAUUGUAGCCAGUAUGAGUUUGUUUUCAUAGCGAACGGUUGGAACCGUUUUGUUUUUCCUUGUUAUUUAUUAUAUUUGUACAUACCGUACCGUACCGUACAUUGAAAUGGGAUAUGUGAUAUGAUUUUUUUGCGGCG
Marasmius oreades (fairy-ring Marasmius) is the source of this 4120-nucleotide messenger RNA. RefSeq lists its product as uncharacterized. Lineage: Eukaryota; Fungi; Basidiomycota; Agaricomycetes; Agaricales; Marasmiaceae. The record is from RefSeq and is a predicted model, not a curated record. The transcript is spliced from 2 exons. Gene Ontology annotation, biological process: microtubule cytoskeleton organization; intracellular signal transduction; protein phosphorylation. Gene Ontology annotation, cellular component: cytoplasm. Bases 89 to 2977 code for a protein of 962 amino acids. Gene Ontology annotation, molecular function: tau-protein kinase activity; protein serine/threonine kinase activity; ATP binding.